GCCGGAAUGGGGGUCCUCCAUGGUUCUCACCAGGUCUCACCAGUACAGCCAUGCUGGGAAGGAGUUAACAGCGACAAAGAUCCCACCCUGGCCCCGCUCCCUUCCUCUUCAGCAGCCUGGCCCCUCCUGGCUUUUCCUCCUUCCUGAGCAUUGUGACGGGACGUAGGUGUAAGUGAGAGGCAGGGGCUCGGCUGGGCUGUGAGGUCUCCAGAUGCUGGGAAGUGCGGCACCCCAGUGCCUGGGGAACAUGGGCACCCUGCCGCGGAGGGUCGCGCUCGGCACCAGGACCAGGUGGCAGCCCAUGUCCGGUACCAUCCGACGUCUCCAAGAAGGCACCAUGGAGACAUCUGGCAGGACCCCCACCAGCUCAAGCCACAGAGUCCAGACUGUCAUCCAGAACAGCUCCCUGGACCUGAUCGACACGGGCAAGGGGCUGAAAGUGCAGACAGAGAAACCACAUUUGGUGAGCCUGGGCAGCGGUCGACUCAGCACUGCCAUCACACUUCUGCCCCUGGAGGAAGGAAGGACCACCAUUGGCACGGCUGCGACAGACAUCGUCCUGCAGGGCCCCGGGCUGGCGCCCCAGCACUGCUACAUCGAGAACGUGCGAGGGACACUCACCCUGCACCCCUGUGGCAACGCCUGUGCCAUUGAUGGUGUGCCACUCCAGCGGCCCAUGCACCUCACCCAAGGGUGCACCAUCUGCCUGGGCCAGGCCACCUUCCUGCGCUUCAACCACCCUGCUGAGGCCAAGUGGAUUAAGAGCAUGAUCCCAGCGGGUGGCAGAAACCCAUCGGCUCUCUAUGGGCUACCAGCAAAAUCCGAGGCCCUGGUGAAUGGUGGCCACCAGCUGUCAGAGCGUGGGUGUCACAGCCACAGCUCCCUUGUCAGCUCCAUCGAGAAGGACCUGCAGGACAUCAUGGACUCGCUGGUGCUGGAGGAGUCGGGGUCCUCUGGCAUCCAGAAGCCGCCUGCCUGCAGCCAAUCCCCCCUCUCCCCUGUGGUGAAUGGGGGUGGGCGCUGCCUCCUGUCCCCUCCAUCCAGCCCUGGGGCUGCCUCAGGGGGCUCCAGCUAUGAGAACUUCUCUCCCCUCUCCUCCCCAGCCAGCAGCAGCAGCUACACCAGCCCCUCACUCAGCAGCCAAGAGCAAGGCCCAGCCGUGCCGCCCCCUCUCCCACUUCGCUCCUCCAGCUACAACCAUACUGUCCAGCCCCCCGCUCUGCCUGCUGCGGGUUCUAGUGAGCCUUGGCCAGCCGAGAGGCUCGGGGACCACAGGGGGGGCAGCCCUCGGCUGACGCCCAGGGUGGCACCGCGGCCACGGGUGGCCCUGCAGGAGCGGCCCCCCAGUCCCUUCCGGGAGCCACGGGACUCUCUGGCCCCGAGCCGGCAGCCCACCAGCAGCAGGGCGGUCCCAGAGGCCCGGCUGCAGCUCCCCGAGAGCCCACGGGUUGCCCGGAGGAACAUUGAGAGCAUGCGGGAGCUGCCUCCCCUGAGUCCCUCCUUGUCACGCCGGGCUGCCAGCCCCCGAGUGGCCCCUGACACCCCCUCCCCACAGCCACGGCUGGGCAGGGAAGUGCCUGGCAGUCCCCGUGCCAGGCGCAAGGGCCCGGAGGAGUCAAAAGGUGCUGGGGGUCCUUCACCCCCGCUGCUGUCAGAGAACCCCACACGCCGUCCCAGUUUCAGUACUUGCCUGAGCCCCGCAUACGGGCUGGGCUCCCCAGCUGUGCCCUCGCCCCGGCAGAGCCCCCGCACCCCCAGGAAGCCUUUGGGGGACCCACAGCUGCCAGUGGGGUCACGGGAGCGCAAGAACAGCAUCACUGAGAUCAGUGACAACGAGGAUGAAUUGCUGGAGUACCAUCGGCGGCAGCGGCAGGAGCGGGUUCGGGAGCAGGAGAUGGAGCGCCUGGAGCGGCAACGCCUGGAGACCAUCCUGAACCUCUGUGCUGAGUACACCAAGACAGACAGCACCGUGCCAGGUGACAUGCACAGGCUCCUAGCUGGUGACACAGAUGCUGGCCAGUGGGUGCCCAGGGGUGCCAUGGCUCUGGGCCAUGCUGUCGAAGAGCUGCAGCAGAGGGAGAGCGUGGAGAGGUCGGAUGAGGAGAACCUGAAGGAGGAGUGCAGCAGCACUGAGAGUACCCACCACGAGCACGAGAAGCUGACAGGCCCCCGGGCCAAGGAGGCACAGCGGCUGGAGGAGGAGCGUGCCGGUGUCCUCGGACGCCUGGACCAGCUGAAGGGUCGUGUCAAGGAGCUGGAGCAGCAGCUGCAGGAGACAUCGCAAGAGGCAGAGAUGGAGCAGGCACUGCUGCAGGGUGAGCGGGAAUCAGAGGUGGUGCGGCUGCGGCAGGAGCAGGAAGCGGUGCAGCAGCUGAAGGAGAAGCUCUCCAGCCUGGACACCAACAUCCGCAAGGAGCGGGACAAGGAAAGGGCAAAGGUUGAUGCUGAAAGGAAGGAGCUAGAGCAACUCCAGGCGCUUUACCAUGAGUCGAAGAGUCACCUUGAUAAGUGCCCUGAGUCAAUGCGGGAGCAAUUGCAGGAGCAGAUGCGAAGGGAGGCAGAGGCACUGGAGACAGAGGCCAAGCUGUUUGAGGACCUGGAGUUUCAGCAGCUGGAGCGAGAGAGCCACCUUGAAGAGGAGCGCGAGGCACGAGGCCAGCAGCUCCUGCAGAGCCGGGCUGAGUGCCACCGGAGCAUUGCCCGCAGGAAGGAGCGGGUGGCUGCCCUGGAUGCCCAGGCUGCCCAGAUUCGGCUGCAGAGUGCCCAGGAGGCCGAGCGCCUGGCCAGGGAGCGGAGCAGUGUCCUGCAGCUCCUGCAGAAGGAGAAGGAGAAGCUCGUAUCUCUGGAGAGGCGAUACCAGAUUGUCACAGGUGGCAGGAGCUUCCCAAAAAUGUCUUCAGCUCUCCGAGAGGAGACCCUCCACAUCUCAGAACCUUAUGAGCUGUUGGAGGGAACUAAGCCCCUGAGCCCCCUGCCAGUAGCAGCUGCCUCCUUAGCUUCUCCUGCCACCUACUCGUACCCCAAGGCACAAGAGGUCUAUCGUGCAAAAACAGAGGGUACUGCUGGUGUCCUCACCCCUCGGAUGAAGAGUGGGACCCCUUCAUCCUCACAGCUCAACCUCUCCGUGCUGGAGCGCAGCCCCUCCCCUAAGGGCCCCCCCAGCCCGGCAGGCAGCCUGUCCCGCAACCUGGUGGCCACGCUGCAGGACAUCGAGACCAAGCGCCAGCUGGCCCUGCAGCAGAAGGCCAAGCUGCUCCCAGCAGAGCCCUUGCAGCCAGGCAAUCCACCAGGUCGACAGGUGAUUGAGGAGCAGAAACGGCGGCUCGCAGAGCUGAAGCAGAAAGCAGCUGCUGAGGCGCAGUCCCAGUGGGAAGCUCUGCAUGGGCAGCCCCCCUUCCCCACUGCCUUCCCCCGGCUUGUGCACCACUCCAUCCUCCACCACAGCCGUCCCCAUGGUGCCGGGCCCCGGGCUGAGGAGCUGGACCAUGCAUAUGACACGCUCAGCUUGGAGAGCUCGGACAGCAUGGACACCAGCAUCUCCAUCGGCAACAACUCUGCAUGCUCACCUGACAACAUCUCCAGUGCCAGUGGGAUGGAGACAGGAAAGAUUGAGGAGAUGGAGAAGAUGCUGAAGGAGGCACACGAGGAGAAGUCGCGGUUGAUGGAGUCCCGGGAGCGAGAAAUGGAGCUGCGUCAACAGGCGCUGGAGGAUGAGCGCUGGCGGCGGGAGCAGCUGGAACGCCGACUGCAGGAUGAGACUGUGCGGCGGCAGAAGCUGGUGGAGAAGGAGGUCAAGCUGCGGGAGAAGCACUUCUCACAGGCUCGUCCCCUGACACGGUACCUCCCCAUCCGCAAGGAGGAUUUCAACCUGCGGCUGCACAUCGAAUCCUCAGGCCACAAUGUUGACACCUGCUACCACAUCAUCCUGACAGAGAAGAUGUGUAAGGGCUACCUGGUCAAGAUGGGCGGGAAGAUCAAAUCUUGGAAGAAGCGCUGGUUUGUCUUUGACCGCAUGAAGCGCACCCUCUCCUACUACGUGGAUAAACAUGAGACAAAGCUGAAGGGUGUUAUCUACUUCCAAGCCAUUGAAGAGGUUUACUAUGACCACCUCCGCAGUGCUGCAAAGAGCCCCAAUCCUGCGCUCACUUUCUGUGUCAAGACCCACGACCGACUCUACUACAUGGUGGCACCAUCAGCCGAGGCCAUGCGCAUCUGGAUGGACGUCAUUGUCACUGGGGCAGAGGGCUAUACCCAGUUCAUGAACUGAGGGCGGUGCUGUGCACCCCAGAUCCACCAGCUGCAUGGACUUCCGAGCAUCCCAAGCAGCGAGGAGCUCCUGAGGGGACCACGGUCCCUGCCUCAUGCCAAGGGCUGUGCACACCAAGGUCGUGGACCUGCACUGGGCGCAGCUGGGUGGUCCUGAGUGUUGCCUGUCUAGGCAAGGGAAUAAGUUUUUUUUUUUAUGUUGACUUUCUAGAAACUUUAUUGGAACAAUAUCAAAGUGCUGAAAUGUAAAAAGUUGCCAAAGAGCUGCUGGGCCCCGAGCUGUCUGCCUUGGGGAGGUGAUGGUAUUGAGGCUGAUGCAGAUAGUUGCUGCCAUAGUGUUCCAGGGGAGGAGAUGGUGAGGCCAUGCAGUGCCCCCAGCAGGAUGUCCCACCGUGGUAGACUCAGAGCCCUUUUUGUAAACCUUUUGUAAUUACGGAUCAUUGUCCCCCCUGUGCUGGGGCCAGAUGAGGAUUGUGGCGCGGGCUGCCCGGUCAUAAAGCAUUUCG
Messenger RNA from Lonchura striata (white-rumped munia), 4772 nucleotides. Lineage: Eukaryota; Metazoa; Chordata; Aves; Passeriformes; Estrildidae. The record is from RefSeq and is a predicted model, not a curated record.